Molecule: messenger RNA, 3808 nt
Organism: Chlorocebus sabaeus (green monkey)
Lineage: Eukaryota; Metazoa; Chordata; Mammalia; Primates; Cercopithecidae
Gene: EPM2AIP1
Product: EPM2A interacting protein 1
Biological process (GO): positive regulation of glycogen biosynthetic process
Source: RefSeq, a predicted model, not a curated record
CGGUUGCUGCCCGCUACCUAGAAGGAUGUGCGCUUGCGCGUUAGAGAGAUCACUGUCCGCUCUUCCUAUUGGUUCGUUUUUGGAACUCGGAGAAUACGAAAUAUCCAGCCAAUAGGGGCAGAGAUUCCAGAGCUGGGUUUGUGUGCCUCCGCUGAGGUGAUCUGUCGCAGAGCGGAGGAGGUGCUUUGGCGCUUCUCAGGCUCCUCCUCUACCCUUGCGGCCUUUCUAACGUUGGCCCUGCUCUUGUGGCCUCCCGCAGAAUGUGGAUGACGCCCAAAAGAAGCAAGAUGGAAGUCGACGAGGCUCUAGUUUUCCGGCCCGAGUGGACCCAGCGUUAUUUGGUGGUGGAGCCUCCGGAGGGCGACGGGGCCCUGUGCCUGGUCUGUCGCCGCCUCAUCGUAGCUACCCGCGAACGCGACGUCAGGCGCCACUACGAGGCUGAGCACGAAUACUACGAGCGGUAUGUGGCGGACGGCGAGCGCGCGGCCCUGGUGGAGCGUCUGCGUCAGGGCGACUUGCCCGUGGCCUCGCUCACUCCUGAAGAGAGAGCUGCUCGUGCAGGCCUCGGACUCUGCCGCCUCUUGGCCUUGAAGGGUCGCGGCUGGGGUGAGGGAGACUUUGUAUACCAGUGUAUGGAGGUAUUGCUGAGAGAGGUACUGCCCGAGCAUGUAAGCGUCUUGCAAGGCAUUGACUUAUCUCCAGAGAUCACAAGGCAGAGGAUCCUGAGCAUUGACGGGAAUCUACGCAGCCAGCUUUUUAACCGAGCCAGGGACUUUAAAGCCUAUUCUCUUGCCCUGGACGACCAGGCUUUUGUGGCCUAUGAGAACUACCUCCUGGUCUUUAUCCGCGGGGUAGGCCCUGAGCUGGAGGUGCAAGAAGAUCUUCUGACCAUAAUCAACCUGACUCAUCAUUUCAGUGUUGGUGCGCUCAUGUCGGCAAUCCUAGAGGCCCUGCAGACAGCAGGGCUUAGCUUGCAGAGAAUGGUUGGACUGACUACGACCCAUACUUUGAGGAUGAUUGGUGAGAACUCAGGACUCGUCUCAUACAUGAGAGAAAAGGCUGUAAGCCCCAACUGUUGGAAUGUGAUUCAUUAUUCAGGAUUUCUUCACUUGGAACUGUUGAGCUCCUAUGAUGUAGAUGUUAAUCAGAUCAUAAAUACCAUAUCCGAAUGGAUAGUUUUGAUUAAGACCAGAGGCGUUAGGCGACCUGAAUUUCAGACUUUACUAACUGAAUCUGAAUCAGAGCAUGGCGAAAGGGUUAAUGGACGAUGUCUGAACAAUUGGCUUAGGAGAGGGAAAACUUUAAAACUAAUAUUCUCUCUAAGAAAAGAACUGGAAGCUUUCUUGGUUUCAGUAGGGGCAACAACAGUCCACUUCUCAGACAAACAAUGGCUUUGUGACUUUGGCUUCUUGGUAGACAUUAUGGAACACCUUCGAGAACUCAGUGAAGAAUUACGAGUUAGUAAAGUCUUUGCUGCUGCUGCCUUUGACCAUAUUUGUACUUUCGAAGUGAAGCUGAAUUUAUUUCAAAGACAUAUUGAGGAAAAAAAUCUAACAGACUUUCCUGCCCUCAGAGAAGUUGUUGAUGAGCUAAAACAGCAAAAUAAGGAAGAUCAAAAAAUAUUUGAUCCUGAUAGGUAUCAAAUGGUGAUCUGUCGUCUACAAAAAGAAUUUGAGAGGCAUUUUAAGGACCUCAGGUUCAUUAAAAAGGACUUAGAGCUUUUUUCAAAUCCAUUUAACUUUAAACCUGAAUAUGCACCUAUUUCAGUAAGGGUGGAGCUGACAAAACUUCAGGCAAACACUAAUCUUUGGAAUGAAUACAGAAUCAAAGACUUGGGGCAGUUUUAUGCUGGAUUGUCUGCUGAAUCUUACCCAAUUAUCAAAGGGGUUGCCUGUAAGGUCGCAUCCUUGUUUGAUAGUAACCAAAUCUGCGAAAAGGCUUUUUCAUAUUUGACACGAAACCAACACACUUUGAGUCAGCCAUUGACAGAUGAGCAUCUCCAAGCCCUGUUUCGGGUUGCCACAACUGAAAUGGAGCCGGGUUGGGAUGAUCUUGUGAGAGAAAGAAAUGAAUCUAAUCCAUAAGACUUUGUAGUACAAGAUUGAAAAACUCAACAAGAAUUUAAUUCUAAAAGCAAAAAUCGGUUUGAGUUUUCAAGUUUACUAAUUUGGAUUGUGAGAAAGUACCAAGUACCAGCCGUCCAAACUGAUCACAAUUAAAAUUCUGACAGUUGCCUUUUUUUUCAUCUCAAAUGGCAGCAUGGGACUGAAACAUGAGAAUGCCACCUUUUUUAAAACUUAGUUUAAUGACAAAGUCGUUGUCUUUUAUGAUAUAGUUAAUUUUAAAGAGAUUUAGUAUUAAUGUGAGUUGAAUUUGCAGUCUGUUUUUUAGGUGUUCUGAAGAUAUAUGCCAAAAAUUUCAGCUCUUGUUUUAAUGGAGUGUUAAAAUUCUGUUUCAUAUAGUCUUAAAUUAUCAACUCUUUAAAUGUGCUUUUGAACCAAUUUGCAGAAACUCACAUAGCAAGUUCAUAAGUUUCUGAAAAGGAAGACCAUACAUACAGUGGAGGUGUUUUGUCUAUCAAAAUGUUUGAGAGUUUUUUUUAAACAUUUCUGAGUCCGAAGGUAAUAUUGACAAAUUUCUUCCCUCUUCCCUCCCCAUCACCCACCUCAGUGAUACCGACAUUACUGAUAGAGGAAGUCAUUAGAAUCAUUUUUAAGUUGCUGAUAUAGGAGAUUUCCUGCAAUUUGGAGAUAAGACUAAUUAUUGGGGGUUUUCCUUGGAUUUUUUUUUUAUAACUGGGGGCUAUUUUAUCAGCUUGCCUAUUAAAGGACUAUGGUAAGUAUAGAAUCUUAAUGGUUGCCAGUUAGUAAUUAUUUUUUUUUUUUUACUGUAGACGCAAGUUUGGCCCUAUCAAAAAGGAUGAGGAAAAAAGAUUUUUGCACUCCGGGAUUAGGAGGCAUCAACACUAGGAGAAAAUGACAUGCUAUUUACUUGCUACUUUCCUUUACAGAUGAUUUUUGGCUCUUCUGGGAUUUAAAAGUAAGUAAAUUUAACAAAAUAGAAGACUGACUCAGCCCUUCUGGUCACUAUAUAUUCAGUUCACUUGUUUUUGUACCUGCACAAUGUCCUUAUCACCCAAAGGGAGAUGACCCAAAAGUAACAUCUAGUUAAUGUAUACUUCUAAAGUUUGUUGUAUUUCUUUGCCUUCUUGUUCCCAUGCCUCUCUGAACUUAAUUUCUGGGUAACUGAGGCUUUUCAGGCUUGAGUGGGAAAGCCACACCCUUAGUCUAUUUCCUUAAGCCUUUCUGACCAAUUUAAGGGAUUAACUAGUAUAAUCUUAGUUGGACUUUUAGUCUGAGGCAUACUAAGUCAUUCAGAGAUCUUAACAGUAGGUGUCAUAGUCAUCCAGUGAUUUGGUCCUUGCUGCAGGGUCUCACUUUGUCACCCAGGCUGGAGUGCAGUGGUGCAAUCUCAGCUCAAUGCAAUCUCUGCCUUCCUGGCUCAAGCAGUUCUCCCACUGCAGCCUCGCAAGUAGCUGGGACUACAGGUAUAUGCGACUACACCCAGCUAAUUUUUGUAUUUUUAUGUGGAGACAGGGUCUUGCUAUAUUGCCCAGGCUAGUCUCAAACUCCUGGACUCAAGCAGUCUGCCCGCCUCAGGCUCCCAAAAUGUUGGUGUUACAAGUGUGAGCCUCUGCACCCGGCUGCAAAACUGGCUUUUAAUCAACCUUUUGGCUAAAGGAUUUCUCUUUUUAUUUAUUUUUAAAAAGAUUUCUUGCUGGGCGUGGUGGCUCACGCCUGUAAUCCUA